Messenger RNA from Perognathus longimembris pacificus (Pacific pocket mouse), 2371 nucleotides. It is a transcript of the gene Cxxc1, whose product is annotated as CXXC finger protein 1. Gene Ontology annotation, cellular component: Set1C/COMPASS complex. The coding region runs from base 113 to 2077 and encodes 654 amino acids. Gene Ontology annotation, molecular function: zinc ion binding; DNA binding. NCBI's taxonomy places the organism in Eukaryota, Metazoa, Chordata, Mammalia, Rodentia, Heteromyidae. The record is from RefSeq and is a predicted model, not a curated record. Gene Ontology annotation, biological process: positive regulation of DNA-templated transcription. The transcript is spliced from 15 exons.
UAGCGGAAGUAGUUGUGAGUGUCUUUGCAACCGCCGCCGACGCUGCUGAGGGGUUUGUGGUGGUUCGAGGAUUUGUGGUGGAGUCGCCAGCAGGUUCUCUGCAAGCGGGGAAAUGGAGGGAGACGGCUCGGACCCGGAGCCGCCCGACGCGGGGGAGGACAGCAAGUCGGAGAACGGAGAGAACGCUCCCAUCUACUGCAUCUGCCGCAAGCCCGACAUCAACUGCUUCAUGAUCGGCUGUGACAACUGCAACGAGUGGUUCCAUGGGGACUGCAUCCGGAUCACGGAGAAGAUGGCCAAGGCCAUCCGUGAGUGGUACUGCCGGGACUGCCGAGAGAAAGACCCGAAGCUGGAGAUUCGCUAUCGGCACAAAAAGUCCAGAGAGCGGGAUGGCAGUGAAAGGGACAGCAGUGAGCCUCGGGAUGAGGGUGGAGGGCGCAAGAGACCUGUUCCAGACCCGGACCUGCAGCGCCGCGCAGGGUCAGGGACAGGGGUUGGGGCCAUGCUCGCUCGGGGCUCUGCAUCGCCCCACAAAUCCUCUCCACAGCCCUUGGUGGCCACAUCUAGUCAGCAUCACCAGCAGCAGCAGCAGAUCAAACGGUCAGCCCGAAUGUGUGGUGAGUGUGAGGCAUGCCGGCGUACAGAAGACUGCGGUCACUGUGACUUCUGCCGUGACAUGAAGAAAUUUGGGGGCCCCAAUAAAAUCCGCCAGAAGUGCCGGCUACGCCAAUGCCAGCUGCGGGCCCGGGAAUCAUACAAGUACUUCCCAACUUCGCUCUCUCCUGUGACACCCUCAGAGUCCCUACCAAGGCCCCGCCGGCCACCGCCCACUCAACAGCAACCACAGCCAUCCCAGAAGUUGGGCCGUAUCCGGGAAGAUGAGGGGACAGUAGUAUCAGUAGUCAAGGAGCCACCUGAGGCUACAGUCACACCUGAGCCACUCUCAGAUGAGGAGCUACCACUAGACCCUGACCUGUACCAGGACUUUUGUGCAGGAGCCUUUGAUGACCAUGGCCUGCCCUGGAUGAGUGACACAGAAGAGUCCCCAUUCCUGGACCCUGCACUGCGCAAGAGGGCAGUGAAAGUGAAGCAUGUGAAACGCCGGGAGAAGAAGUCUGAGAAGAAGAAGGAGGAGAGAUAUAAACGGCAUCGACAGAAGCAGAAACACAAGGACAAAUGGAAACACCCAGAGAGAGCUGAUGCCAAGGACCCUGCAUCUCUGCCACAGUGCCUGGGGCCUGGCUGUGUGCGAGCUGCCCAGCCUGGCUCCAAGUAUUGCUCAGAUGAUUGUGGCAUGAAGCUGGCAGCCAACCGUAUCUAUGAGAUCCUCCCCCAGCGCAUCCAGCAAUGGCAGCAGAGCCCUUGCAUUGCUGAAGAACAUGGCAAGAAGCUGCUAGAACGCAUUCGCCGUGAACAGCAGAGUGCUCGCACACGUCUCCAGGAAAUGGAACGCAGAUUCCAUGAGCUUGAGGCCAUCAUUCUGCGGGCCAAGCAGCAGGCUGUUCGAGAGGAUGAGGAGAGCAAUGAGAAUGACAGUGAUGACACAGACCUACAGAUCUUCUGUGUCUCCUGUGGGCACCCCAUCAACCCACGUGUUGCCUUGCGCCAUAUGGAGCGCUGCUAUGCCAAGUAUGAGAGCCAGACGUCCUUUGGGUCCAUGUAUCCCACACGCAUUGAAGGGGCCACACGACUCUUCUGUGAUGUCUACAAUCCUCAGAGCAAAACAUACUGUAAGCGGCUCCAGGUGCUAUGUCCUGAGCACUCACGGGACCCCAAAGUGCCAGCUGAUGAGGUCUGUGGUUGCCCCCUUGUACGCGAUGUCUUUGAGCUCACAGGUGACUUCUGCCGUCUGCCCAAGCGCCAGUGCAAUCGCCACUACUGUUGGGAGAAGCUGCGGAGGGCUGAAGUGGACUUGGAGCGAGUGCGGGUGUGGUACAAGCUGGAUGAGCUGUUUGAGCAGGAGCGCAAUGUUCGCACAGCCAUGACAAACCGGGCAGGGUUGCUGGCCCUGAUGCUGCACCAAACGAUCCAGCAUGACCCACUAACAACUGACCUGCGCUCCAGUGCCGACCGCUGAGCCUCACCAGCCCAGAGCCCCUCCCACCCCGCAUUCCAGCUGGGAGAGUGGCCCUGGGUGCUCCAGUUGUCCAUUCCUCCAUUCAUGUUCCUUCCACUGUCCCUGAGUGUUCUCCCACGGUCCAUCCAGUUUGACUGCCCAGCUACCCUGAGCAAGAGGGUGUCAGAAUUCUCUGUCCUCGUUUGUCCCUCUGUCUCCAUUCUCUGUGCCUAGGUGGGACUUCCCUUGUCUUUCCCCUCCCCUGGGUUUUGUUAAUAAAAUUUUGAACCAAGGAAGAGAACUCCUGAUGGUCUC